Rhinichthys klamathensis goyatoka is the source of this 1078-nucleotide messenger RNA. RefSeq lists its product as uncharacterized. The coding region runs from base 59 to 1030 and encodes 323 amino acids. The transcript is spliced from 7 exons. The record is from RefSeq and is a predicted model, not a curated record. Lineage: Eukaryota; Metazoa; Chordata; Actinopteri; Cypriniformes; Leuciscidae.
AAAGACGACAACAAGAAAGUUGCAUAAUGUUGCAAAAUUAUUUGAGCUGUUAAAGAAGAUGGUUUACACAUAUUUAUUUUUUUGCUUUUGGCUUUUAGGAGUUUUAAAGUUGACACAGCAGCAACAACAAUCAAAUAAUGUUACCAGCUCAAAAGCAAAUGGUGUGUCUGGUGUUUAUACAGAUGAAACAGAGAUGAUAUCAGUGAUGGAGGGAGAAUCUGUCACUUUACACACUGAUAGUGAAAUAUACAGAAAUGGUGUGAUACUUUGGACAUUUAGAUUUCACAAUUCAGAGAUUCGUAUCGCGCAGAUCUUUGAACGGACCAUCUCUAUAUAUGAUAGUGGUGAGAAUGAGAGAUUCAGAGACAGAUUACAGAUAGAUGAGAAAACAGGAUCUCUGACCAUCACAAACAUCAACACAUUACACUCUGGACUUUAUAAACUACAGGUCAUUAAUGGAGGGUUCAAACACAUGAGCUUUAGUAUUGCUGUCUAUGCGCUUUUAACUGUUCCUGUCAUCAGUGAUUCUCCACAAAACCCUUCGGUGUCAGAAAGAUCGUCAAAGCAGAAUUGUUCACUGGUGUGUUCAUCUGAGAAUGUGAGUCAUGUGACUCUCUCCUGGUACAAAGGAAUCAGUGUAUUGUCCAGCAUCAAUGUGUCUGAUCUCAGCAUCAGUCUCUCUCUACCUCUGGAGAUUCAGUGUCUGGAUGAUUCAUACAGAUGUGUGGUGUCUUAUUCAUUCACCAACAGAACUACACACCUCAACAUCACUGAUCUCUGUCACACAUGUGAAGGAGCCAGUCAUUCAUUUCUCACGGAGCUGAUAAUUGUUGUAUUGCUGGUAGUGAUCAUAGCGGGGGCUGUGCUGAUGUAUUGUUGCUGUAAAAACUACAAACGAGUGAAACAGGAAGCUCAGACAACCGAGGAAGAGGUCAGUUAUACUCAUACGACGUUUACCAGACACAUAUCUUCAGAUACGGAGACUAAUAGACGGGAUGACACAGAGUAUUCAAGAGUUGUUUUGAGAUGAUAACCACACAGACUGUUAUUGUACAGCUCAGUUAUUAAAGGACAGACA